CAAAGUGAGCCUUUCCCUCCUCCGCCUUUGAACCCUCAGCAAGCAUCCCGUCAACCUCUUUUUUUUUUUGUUACAAUAUGCCAUCGACCGAACUUGCCAUUAACCCCAACAGCAAAACCACCAUUUUUGUCGGUGGUCUCGAUAUGGAAGUGACGGAAGCGAUAUUACAUGCUGCUUUUAUUCCGUUUGGCGAUAUUGUUUCUGUACAGUUGGCACCGGAUACAGCUACACGAAAUCCUCACAAGGGGUUUGGUUUUGUGGAAUUCGAAUUGGAACAAGAUGCUCAAGCAGCGAUCGAUAAUAUGCAUCUGUCUGAACUGAUGGGCAAAGUUAUCAAAGUGAAUGCAGCGAAACCUAGUCGUAUUCAACCCGGCUCCAACCGACCGAUAUGGAGUGAUGAUGAAUGGUUAAAGAAAUAUGCGGUAUCGGAGGAUAACAAAGAAGAAGAGGGCACAACCGCAGCAGCAGCAGCAGCAUCAACAUCAGAUAAAGAAGACGCAGACACAACGAGUGAUGCUACAGGAUACACUGGACAAUCCCAAGGUGGACGACCAAAAGUGUUUAUGGAUAUUCAGAUUGGUGGUACACUAGCAGGUCGCAUCUUAAUGGAGUUGCGUGCCGACGUUGUACCAAAGACAGCAGAAAACUUUCGAGCGUUAUGUACUGGCGAAGCUGGAUUUGGUUACAAGGGAUCGUCUUUCCACCGUAUUAUUCCUCAAUUCAUGUGUCAAGGUGGUGAUUUUACAAAGGGCAACGGCACCGGUGGUAAAUCCGUUUAUGGUGAAAAAUUCAAGGAUGAAAACUUUGACCUGAAACACACUGCACCGGGCACUUUAUCUAUGGCGAAUGCUGGACCUAAUACCAAUGGCAGUCAAUUUUUUAUUUGCACAGAAAAGACGUCGUGGCUAGAUGGGAAACACGUUGUAUUUGGACGUGUUAUUUCCGGUAUGGAUGUGGUGCGUCAAAUGGAAAGUGUCGGUACUGCCAAUGGCAAACCUACCAAGAAAGUGACCAUUGUCGAUUGUGGCCAAGUCGUUUAAGUAAAAACAACAUAAUCCAUCCUUUUAUUUUUAUACAGUGCGAACAAAAAUUACAACUAUCGUUGAGUAAGCGUCCAACUACAGAAGACAACGCGUCGUUGAUUUUUGUUUUUGUUUUUAAGGAGGCACAGUCUAAAGGGGUCGUCAGAGUCAAAAAAGUCUCGAGUCAAAAAAAAGGUUAUAAAUAAGCUGAAACAAUUUUUGUGAAAAUAAAAAGAACACGCAAUUUAAACCAAUGAAUCAGCGCCGUGCGUCAAAUCAAAUACAAAUUAUGGGAUGAUGUGGCAAUGAGGAUGGCUUUUGAUUCGAUGAAGGAAUUUUGCCAUUGGGGUUGACAAAGUUUUUUUUUUCCUUUUACUUAUUUUGAAAAAAAUUAAAAAAAAUGUAGUCAAGAUAGCCUA
This is a messenger RNA of Radiomyces spectabilis, 1441 nucleotides long. RefSeq names its product peptidyl-prolyl cis-trans isomerase E-like protein. The coding region runs from base 78 to 1040 and encodes 320 amino acids. The transcript is spliced from 7 exons. NCBI's taxonomy places the organism in Eukaryota, Fungi, Mucoromycota, Mucoromycetes, Mucorales, Radiomycetaceae. The record is from RefSeq and is a predicted model, not a curated record. Gene Ontology annotation, biological process: protein folding; protein peptidyl-prolyl isomerization. Gene Ontology annotation, molecular function: peptidyl-prolyl cis-trans isomerase activity; RNA binding. Gene Ontology annotation, cellular component: intracellular membrane-bounded organelle.